AGAGCCUCGCACGGUUCAGUCUCCUGCAGACACUUGCCAGUUGUGGUGUGUGGAUCGACCUGGCAGCGGCGAAUCUAGAGGUCCCAGACCUUGGAUCAGGUCUUGGGGCAACCAGAAAAUUAGUGUUCUGGGGUUGAAUGGGGUUUCAGUGCAAAGGAUAUAAGACUUCACAAGUGCCAUAUUGGAGUUGGGAGAUUCGACAUCGGAGGAUUUGUCGCAAAGUUUGAUCUAGUGCUUACGUGAAUCGAUGAGAAGAAUUUUCUUUGGUAGUUUUUCUUGAACCCAGUGGUCGGCCAUUUUGAAUUUGGGCCAAGACAGUGUGGAAAAUUUCUUAUCAAGGCAUCCAAGGUGCAAUCGAAGUCAGCGAUGAGUACAUUGAUCGGAAGUUUAUAUGCAACGUGAUCAAAGAAGCCCAGGAAGAUUAGUUUGAAUGCAAUGUCAAAGUGUUGAAAGGUGUAAACAAAAGUGCCAGUGAAUUCGAGAGCCAAAAUGCGUCGUUCAUCGCCACCCUUUACGGUGGUGACCAGUGCCGGUGUGAGUGGUUCCGUGGUUGUCCCCAUUGAACAAUACGAGACGGACCAAAGUGAACAGAUCUCCGUGAUGCGUCAGCUUAAGCGGAAACACAGUGAACAGCGCUUCCAGGAGUAUCAUUACCUGGAGCAAAGCCAUUCGAUUCACAAGGUCCGCAAGGAUAAUCACCUCCCGUUGCAAGAGGUGGAUCAUUUCCAUGGCUUUGGCCAGGCGUUCCACGGCCCAACGCCCGAGUUUCAAGUCAUUACCGCCAGCGAUGGCAACAAUAACCAAAACCACAUUCACCAAGAGCAACAACAGCUCGGUUACAUCUACGAAGUGACCGGCGGUGGGAGUGUUGUGCCGGUUCCGGAGUCGCAAAUGAUCGCCCAAGAAAUCCCAGCUACCAGCAAUGGGAUUGUCCUAACGGACAUUAGCUCGUCCACGUGGACCAGCACCCAGGAACUUCUGGACCUCGAUCGCAAGCCAACCCUAACCGUCCAGACCGACAGUCAUAACAGCUUUCCGAUAGCAAGCGCCGAUCAUCACCACCAUCACCAUCAGCAGCUUCAGCAGGACCUGCUCAAUCAGCAUAAUCACCAGAACCAUCGCCACCAUCAACAAACUCCUCCUCAUCAUCAUCAUCAUCACCAGCAGCAGCACCAACAGCAGGGUAAUUUCCACGUUGUUCAUCAAUCGGUCCACCCCCAGCAGUACGGCGCUAAUCACACCAAGACGCAAGAACUGACGAUCGUAACGUCCAGCUGCGGCAGGACUCCGACGACGGCUGCUAGCGUGGCUGCCGGUGCUGCGACGAAUGUCACCCCCGCUGGAACGGGGACCGUUCGACGAGUAACCCCGGCGGCCACUCCUGAAACGCCAGAAGACAUAGAGGACAAAAAUCUCUCCUGGCUGUUCAACUUCAAGCUAGAGGAUCUGCCCCAUCUGUCACCGGAAGCCAAACGCAAGCAAGCGCCAAAACAUGGCCCAACCGCCACCUCAACACCACUCUCCACCACAACGGCAACAGGACUGGUGGGAAGUCAUCUGGAAUCCGACCCGAGUCUGAUUGAUCAAUCGACGGCCAUCGAAGAGGACGACCUGAACGUAGCGGAAAACGUUACCAUCGAGAACAGUGCUGCCGCAGCAGCGUCGGCUGCCACCGCGAAAGUGACGAAGAAACCGCCGUUCACCUACACCGAGCUCAUCGAGUACGCGCUGGAGGACAAGGGAGAGCUGACGGUAUCCGGCAUCUACCAGUGGAUUUCAGACCAUUUCCCGUUCUACAAAUCGAAUGAUGACCGGUGGAAGAACUCCGUUCGUCAUAACCUGUCGAUCAACCCACACUUCCGGAAAGGCAAUAAGGCACCGCAAGGAGCCGGUCACCUGUGGACCAUCUCCAGCAGGGAUUCGGAAGCCAACUUCCUAGCGUGGGAACAUAAACGCCAACGGUUAGAGCUGUUCUUCAAAAUGGAAGCUGCCAAUGCCAAAAACCAGAAGGAUCCACCACCUGGAUCACCCACGUCGGAAGAGAUCGCUGCAGCAACGGCCAGUUUAGCGCAGUACGAGCCACAUUCUCCCGGUCACGGACCCCUCAACGAGACCUUAGACUACCGGCACGCGCAACCGGGCUCAUCCGGUCAACAUCUACAGUCACCCCUGGCAUCCCAGCAGCAACCGCCAAUGUACGCAAACGUCCAGAGCAAUCAGUUCGAGGUCGUUCAAGGUGAGGAACUGAAACGAUCGGCCGGUGAAAUUCUGAACGGCAUUCGACGCAACGUCGAGGUUCAGAUUGUCCAUCCAGUCAAUUCAAACAACUUCCAGGCGUAUGCAUUGCUCGACUCCGAUUACUACCUGGCGGACUACCUGAACCCGGUGUCCAAGGAGGAGAUCGUUCAGGAGUGCGGCCUUCGGUCGGCUGCAGGUCACCGA
Molecule: messenger RNA, 2442 nt
Organism: Aedes albopictus (Asian tiger mosquito)
Lineage: Eukaryota; Metazoa; Arthropoda; Insecta; Diptera; Culicidae
Exons: 8
Biological process (GO): regulation of DNA-templated transcription
Cellular component (GO): nucleus
Molecular function (GO): DNA-binding transcription factor activity; cis-regulatory region sequence-specific DNA binding
Source: RefSeq, a predicted model, not a curated record